Saccostrea cuccullata (small rock oyster) is the source of this 1435-nucleotide messenger RNA. RefSeq names its product protein unc-93 homolog A-like. The coding region runs from base 1 to 1422 and encodes 473 amino acids. The transcript is spliced from 3 exons. NCBI's taxonomy places the organism in Eukaryota, Metazoa, Mollusca, Bivalvia, Ostreida, Ostreidae. The record is from RefSeq and is a predicted model, not a curated record.
AUGGGUUUAUUGAGCUCUUGUAGACCUAAAAAGGAUAUCAAUAGAAACGAAAAGCGAACUGUUUUAAUCUUAUCGAUAAUUUUUGUGGCAAUUUUCAGCGGUUUUAUUGGAAUUCAAAACUUACAGAGUACUCUUAACAACGAGGCAGGGCGCGGAGUGAUUUCUCUGUCCGUGGUCUACGCUGGCUUCAUAGUUUCCUCAUUUUUCGCUCCUUCAUUUAUCAGGAUUUUGACCGCUAAAAAGUGUUUAAUCAUAGGGUUUAUUUCUCACGUGGCGUAUGCAGCAAGUAAUAUUUACGCUGUAUUUUGGACGAUACUUCCGGCCUCUACCUUUGUUGGACUGACUUCCGGGCUAAUAUGGACAUCGCAAGGGAUGUACAUAUCACGUUGUGCUAUCUCGUUCUCGGAAACACAAAAUUCUCCAAUGAAGGAUAGCUUUGGCAAAUUCCAUGGGAUAUUUUUCUUCGGUAUGGCAUUUCCUAGACUGGUUGGAAAUAUUCUUUCGUCUGUUAUCUUAAUGCAAGGGCAUUACAAUGAAACAACAGCCAAUGCUUCGGAUUCAUUCAGGAUAAAAUCAUGUGGAGCAGAUUUGUGUCCAGAACAUACCGUAACAGAUGAACAGUUCUCCUUGCCAGAUCCACUGACCGUCAAAAUACUCAUGACAGUGUUCGUAACGUCCAGUAUCAUUGGUCUUCUCUUGUGCAUUUUCUUUUUACCACCACUCCCAAAUCUUCUGCCGUCAUCACAGAAAAGCGCUUUAAGGAACAUGAUAUCAGCCUCUUGUUCAUGUCUGCGCGUAAACACUGAGGCAAAUCUUAUUCUUCUUAUCCCAUCCGCCCUAUUCCUUUCAUUUUUUGAGUCCUUCCUGUGGAUUGACAUCUCUAAGGCCUAUAUCAGCUGCCCCUUUGGUGUGAAGUACGUUGGAUUCUCAAUGGCCUUGCAAGGACUCUUCAGUGGAUUUUCUUCUGCUGUCCUUCCAGCACUUGCUAAAUUGAUCAGUAGAAAAUACGUGAUAUCUUUAAUAAUCGUUGGUAUCCUUGCUUCGCAUGUAGGCUUGUUUCUGUGGGAACCGACCAGUGACCAAUUGUUACACAUGCUGGGGUUCCUCUCUCUACAUGGAAUACUGGAUGGCGGAUUCCGUACUUUAAUAUUUACUGUAGUAUCAUAUAUGUACCCGAAAAAGACAGAUGGGGCCUUUGCCAGCAUAGCCACGUGGCGUGCGAUAGGCUACACAAUUAAUAUUAUACUGGCAUACUAUCUAUGUGUCAGAACGAGGCUAUAUAUGAUGUUUUCACUUGGUGCCCUUUCCUUAGUCACUUAUGUUGUGUUGGAGAUACGUCUGCGAAUGAAGAAGAAAAUUACCGAGAUUGCUAUUGAUGAGGGAAGUGAACAUAGUGUUGAAUCAAGGGAUUCUGGACAAUAAAUUAUACGGAAAA